Molecule: messenger RNA, 10498 nt
Organism: Nerophis lumbriciformis (worm pipefish)
Lineage: Eukaryota; Metazoa; Chordata; Actinopteri; Syngnathiformes; Syngnathidae
Gene: cacna1c
Product: calcium channel, voltage-dependent, L type, alpha 1C subunit
Biological process (GO): calcium ion import across plasma membrane
Cellular component (GO): voltage-gated calcium channel complex; membrane
Molecular function (GO): high voltage-gated calcium channel activity
Source: RefSeq, a predicted model, not a curated record
ACCACCAUGGACUCGAUCGGGACAAGAGAGGACCGCGGAUGAGGACAUAAAACACAUCUUGGCUACUUUUUGGAUUUUCUUAUUUUUUUUCCUGGAUAAUUUGCUUGCUUGUAGAUGCGUGGAUUAUGUUCAGCCACUGGGAGAUUUAACCCCGCGAUGGAAUAUUUGCACUCUUGUCAUUUUCCAAUCUUCUUCCUCCUCCUCCUCCUCCUCCGCCUCCUCCUCCAGCAGCAGCAGCAGCAGCAGCCAGCGAGGAUGCCAACAAGCGAUGCGUCUUUUGCGCACUUUUACCGCCAGCGACACUGACAGCGUCCGUUGCUUUGCCGCCUUUUCCCCCGGCUGGUUGAAGGCGUGAAAAAGGUGUGUAGCGGAGAGGCAGGUAGGAGGGCGCGCGUCCAUCCACUUGAACACGGUGCUGCCAGCUUUUGACGCUUCUAGAGCCCGGAUGUACCGAGGGAUGCACCGGUGCGUUUUCCCGACCGGUUCCGCCGACAGAUCCCUCUUUUUUCUCUCCUUCACCUCCAUCAUGGGGAUUAGGUAAUAUUCACCCCCCCGGCCCCCGCCCCCUCCCCCGCUGAGAAAGCAACGGGAAUAUCCACAAACUGUCAGACUCAUUACUCCCUCCCCACCUUUUCUUUUUUUUUUUUUUUUUUUUUUUGUCAUUUUGUUUCAUUUCUUUCAUUUCUUUUUGGAGGGGGGCCUCCCCCCCUGUUGAAUCCACUGGCAUACAAGGAUAACGCUGGGCUACAUUUAUGGUAAAUGAAAGCAAAAACAUGUACAUCCCGGAGGACACCCUUGAGAACCAUCAAGGCUCCGACUACUCUCCUCCGCCCCCCCUCCCUCGCCUGCCGCCCCCAGCCCAGGCCAAUGAGCACAGCGGGGACCACGAUGGAGGCGGGGUCAACCGCGGCGUGGUGGGCCUGGCCCCCGAGCACAUCGCCACGCCGGGUGCCGCCCUGAGCUGGCAGGCCGCCAUUGACGCGGCGCGCCAGGCCAAGAUGAUGGGCAACGCGGCCUCGACCGGAGGGGCGGGGCUGGUGUCGGGAGGAGGCGGGCCCAUCUCCACGGCCAGCUCCACGCAAAGGAAAAGGCAGCACUACAGCUCCAAGCCCAAGAAACAGACCACCACCACAGCCACGCGACCUCCCAGGGCCCUGCUUUGCCUCACGCUCAAGAACCCCAUAAGACGGGCCUGCAUCAGCAUCGUGGAAUGGAAACCGUUCGAGAUCAUCAUCCUGAUGACCAUUUUCGCCAACUGCGUGGCCUUAGCCGUCUACAUCCCCUUCCCCGAGGACGACUCCAACGCCACCAACUCCAAUCUGGAGCGCGUGGAGUACCUGUUCCUCAUCAUCUUCACUGUGGAGGCGUUCCUGAAGGUGAUAGCGUACGGCCUGCUCUUCCACCCCAACGCCUACCUGAGGAACGGCUGGAAUCUGCUGGACUUCAUCAUCGUAGUCGUCGGGUUGUUCAGUGCCAUUUUGGAACAGGCCACGAAAGGCGACGGGGCGGCUCCCAUUGGAGGCAAGGCAGCGGGCUUCGAUGUCAAGGCCUUGAGAGCCUUCCGAGUACUGCGACCCCUGCGACUGGUCUCUGGAGUACCCAGUUUACAGGUGGUUCUGAACUCCAUCAUCAAAGCCAUGGUUCCUCUGCUUCACAUCGCCCUGCUGGUCCUCUUCGUCAUAAUCAUCUACGCUAUCAUCGGCCUGGAGCUCUUCAUGGGCAAGAUGCACAAGACCUGUGUCCACGGGCACACAGGCACGAGAGCAGAGGAAAAACCAGCACCCUGCGCCCCCGACGGCGCUUAUGGCCGCCACUGCAACCACAACGGUACCAAGUGUGAAAUGGGCUGGGAGGGCCCCAACGACGGCAUCACCAACUUCGACAACUUUGCCUUCGCCAUGCUGACCGUGUUCCAGUGCAUCACCAUGGAGGGCUGGACCGACGUGCUGUACUGGAUGCAGGAUGCUAUGGGCUAUGAGCUGCCGUGGGUCUAUUUUGUCUCUCUCGUCAUCUUCGGCUCCUUUUUCGUCCUCAAUCUGGUUCUGGGGGUGUUGAGUGGAGAGUUCUCCAAGGAGCGAGAGAAGGCCAAGGCUCGCGGUGACUUCCAGAAACUCAGAGAAAAACAGCAGCUGGAGGAGGAUCUCAAGGGCUACUUAGACUGGAUCACUCAGGCUGAAGACAUCGACCCAGAGAACGAAGAGGAGGGUCUGGAUGAUGACAAACCUAGAAACUUGAGCAUGCCGGCCAGUGAGAAUGAAAGCGUCAACACGGACAACGCGCCAGGGGGCGACAUGGAGGGCGAGACCUGCUGUACCCGUCUAGCAAAUAGGAUCUCCAAAUCCAAGUUCAGUCGCUACUUUCGCAGGUGGAACAGACUGUGCAGGCGCAAGUGCCGGGCGGCGGUCAAAUCACAGGUUUUCUACUGGCUGGUCAUCUUCCUGGUUUUCCUCAACACGCUCACCAUCGCCUCGGAGCAUCACCAGCAGCCUCAGUGGCUGACAGACGUGCAAGACAUUGCCAAUAAGGUGUUGCUGGCACUCUUCACCGGCGAGAUGCUGUUGAAGAUGUACAGUCUGGGUCUUCAGGCGUACUUUGUGUCGCUCUUCAACCGCUUCGACAGCUUCGUGGUGUGCGGCGGCAUCCUGGAGACUAUCCUGGUGGAAACCAAGAUCAUGUCGCCUCUCGGCAUCUCCGUGCUGCGUUGCGUGCGGUUGCUGCGAAUCUUCAAAAUAACCAGAUACUGGAACUCUCUCUCUAACCUGGUGGCCUCCUUGCUCAACUCGGUGCGCUCCAUCGCCUCUCUGCUGCUCCUGCUCUUCCUCUUCAUCAUCAUCUUCUCCCUGCUGGGCAUGCAGCUCUUUGGCGGCAAGUUCAACUUCGAGGAGACGCGCCGCAGCACCUUUGACAACUUUCCACAGUCGCUGCUCACCGUCUUCCAGAUCUUGACUGGCGAGGACUGGAACUCUGUGAUGUAUGACGGCAUCAUGGCGUACGGUGGACCGUCCUUCCCGGGCAUGCUGGUCUGCAUCUACUUCAUCAUCCUCUUCAUCUGUGGAAACUAUAUCCUACUCAAUGUCUUCUUGGCCAUCGCUGUGGACAAUCUGGCCGACGCGGAGAGUCUUACUUCUGCCCAGAAAGAGGAAGAGGAGGAGAAGGAGAGGAAGAAGCUGGCCAGGCUGGGUACUCCAGACAAGCGCCACAACAACGAGAAGCCUCCGCUGGAGCAGAAGAAGCGUGAGAAGAUCGAGCUGAAGUCCAUCACGUCCGAUGGCGAGACCAACAUCGCUACCAAGAUCAACAUGGAUGAUUACUGUGGAGAUGAAAGUGAGGAGAAGAAUCCAUAUCCUGCUAAUGAUUACAUAGGUGAUGAUGACGAUGAAGAGCCAGAGAUGCCAGUGGGUCCCAGACCACGACCCCUCUCUGACAUCCAGCUUAAAGAGAAAGCUAUCCCCAUGCCUGAAGCUCGCGCCUUCUUCAUCUUCAGUCACACCAACAAGUUCAGGGUUCUCUGCCAUAAAAUCGUCAACCACAACAUCUUCACAAACCUCAUCCUCUUCUUCAUCCUGCUCAGCAGCAUCAGUCUGGCGGCAGAGGACCCGGUCAAAAUUGACUCCUUCAGAAACCAGAUUCUGGGCUGGGCAGACCACGUAUUCACUGGACUCUUCACCAUAGAGAUCAUUCUCAAGAUGACCGCCUAUGGAGCCUUCCUCCACAAAGGCUCCUUCUGCAGGAACUACUUUAACAUCCUGGAUUUGGUGGUCGUCAGCGUGUCCCUCAUCUCCUCAGGGAUACAACUAGACUUCUCGACGUCGAGUGCCAUUAAUGUAGUCAAGAUCCUGAGGGUUCUUCGAGUCCUUCGACCUCUGAGGGCCAUCAACAGAGCCAAGGGGCUGAAGCACGUGGUGCAGUGCGUGUUCGUGGCCAUCAGGACCAUCGGCAACAUCGUCAUCGUCACCACGCUGCUCCAGUUCAUGUUCGCCUGCAUCGGCGUGCAGCUCUUCAAGGGCAAGUUCUUCACCUGCACCGACAGCUCCAAGCAGACUCAGGCAGAGUGCAGGGGGUCCUACAUAAUGUACAAGGACGGCAACGUGGCCAAACCUGAACGAGCACUAAGACAGUGGGAGAACAGCGACUUUAACUUUGACGACGUGCUGCAAGGCAUGAUGGCUCUGUUUGCUGUGUCCACCUUUGAGGGAUGGCCAGGACUGCUCUACAAAGCCAUCGACUCUCACGCAGAGGACGUGGGCCCCAUCUACAACUACCGCGUGGUCAUCUCCAUCUUCUUCAUCAUCUACAUCAUCAUCAUCGCCUUCUUCAUGAUGAACAUCUUUGUGGGUUUUGUCAUCGUCACGUUCCAAGAGCAAGGAGAGCAGGAGUACAAGAACUGCGAGCUGGACAAGAACCAGCGUCAGUGUGUAGAGUAUGCCUUGAAGGCCCGCCCCUUACGCCGCUACAUCCCCAAGAACCCCUACCAGUACAAGGUGUGGUAUGUGGUCAACUCCACCUACUUCGAGUACCUGAUGUUCACCCUUAUCCUUCUUAACACCAUCUGUCUGGCCAUGCAGCAUCACGGCCAGACGAAGAACUUCAACGACGCCAUGAACAUCCUCAACAUGCUCUUCACGGGGCUCUUUACCGUGGAGAUGAUCCUCAAGCUGAUUGCCUUCAAGCCCAGGGGGUACUUUAGUGAUCCCUGGAAUGUGUUUGAUUUCCUCAUCGUAAUUGGAAGCAUAAUAGACGUCAUUCUAAGUGAGAUCAACCCAGCUGACUCCUCCUCGUCCUCCUCCUCUUCGUCCUCCUCCUCUUCCUCCUCUCACCCCUCUGUGGUAAGACCAAUGGGUCUGCAGAAUUCAGAGGAGAACGCCAGGAUCUCCAUCACCUUCUUCCGGCUGUUCCGUGUCAUGCGGCUAGUAAAGCUGCUGUCCCGCGGGGAGGGGAUCCGUACCCUCCUGUGGACCUUCAUCAAGUCCUUCCAAGCUCUACCUUACGUGGCUCUCCUUAUAGUGAUGCUCUUCUUCAUUUACGCCGUCAUCGGCAUGCAGAUGUUUGGCAAGAUAGCACUGCGGGACCACACGCAGAUCAACAGGAACAACAACUUCCAGACGUUCCCUCAGGCGGUGCUGCUGCUCUUUAGGUGUGCGACAGGUGAGGCGUGGCAGGAGAUCAUGCUGGCGUGCUCGCCCAACCGGCCGUGUGAGAAAGGCUCCACCAAUGAGAACAGCACAACCAUCGAGGACUGCGGCAGCCAGUUUGCCAUCAUCUACUUUGUCAGCUUCUACAUGCUGUGUGCCUUUCUGAUCAUCAAUCUCUUCGUGGCUGUCAUAAUGGACAACUUUGACUACCUGACACGUGAUUGGUCCAUCCUGGGGCCGCAUCACCUUGACGAGUUCAAGAGGAUCUGGGCCGAGUACGACCCGGAAGCCAAGGGGAGAAUAAAACACCUGGAUGUAGUCACCCUGCUCAGAAGAAUACAACCCCCACUCGGCUUUGGAAAGCUGUGUCCUCACCGGGUCGCGUGCAAGCGUCUAGUGUCCAUGAACAUGCCUCUGAACAGCGAUGGAACGGUCAUGUUCAACGCCACCUUGUUUGCGCUGGUCAGAACCGCACUGAGGAUCAAGACGGAAGGUAAUCUGGAGCAGGCCAACGAGGAACUGAGGGCCAUCGUGAAGAAGAUCUGGAAGAGAACCAGCAUGAAGCUCCUGGAUCAAGUCGUGCCCCCUGCUGGCGACGACGAGGUCACGGUUGGAAAGUUCUACGCCACCUUCCUCAUUCAGGAAUAUUUCCGCAAGUUCAAGAAGAGGAAAGAACAAGGACUGGUGGCCAAGGUGCCGCCCAAGACUGCCCUCUCUCUGCAGGCGGGCCUGCGGACGUUGCACGACAUCGGCCCAGAGAUCAGGAGGGCCAUCUCUGGUGACCUGACUGUGGAGGAGGAGGUAGACAAAGGUCUGAAGGAGGCCGUGUCGGCCGCUUCCGAGGACGAUAUCUUCAGGCGGUCAGGCGGCUUGUUCGGCAACCACGUCAACUACUACAACCAGAGUGACGGGCGGGCCUCCUUCCCACAGUCGUUCACGACCCAGCGCCCGCUGCACAUCAGCCAGAAGGGCUCGCCCUGCGAAGGCGAGAGCCCGUCCCACGAGAAGCUCAUGGACUCGACCACCUUCACGCCGUCCUCAUACUCUCUGUCGGGCUCCAACGCCAACAUCAACAACGCCAACAACACGGGUGUCGGCGGCCGCUUCCCAAGCCCGUCAGUCAGCACCGUGGACGGCCACGCAGGGCAGCCGCUCACGCCUAUCCUGUUGCCGCGGUCCGCCUGGUGCUUCCCUCCAAAAAGGAGCCAUUUUUUUGACAACCUCAUUCGCUCCGACUCCAGCGACAGUCGCCUGCCAAUCAUCCGGAGAGGCGAGGGCUCAACAGAGGAGACGUACGACGAGAGCUACGCCGACGAGAGGGACUUCCACGAGGACGAACACUCGCUCUCCUCCGACAUCAGGCUGGUGUAUCGUGACGACACCUGCAAGCAGCUGACUCCCAUGGAGGAAGGCGAAGACGUGGAGGAGAGGAGAGGAGGAGGAUGGCAAUCACCCAGGAGAGUCUUCCUCUGUCCCACGUCUUUAGGGCGGAGGUCCUCCUUCCAUUUAGAGUGUCUGAGGAGACAGUCCAGGCCGGACAUCUCGCAGAAGACGGCGGUCCCGCUGCACCUUGUUCAUCACCAGGCGUUGGCGGUGGCCGGGUUGAGUCCGCUGAUAAGGAGGAGUCAUUCGCCGACCCUCUUCAGUCGACUGUGCUCCACGCCACCUGCCAGUCCGACGGCAAAAGGCAGCGACGCCUCGUAUCAGCGAGUUCCUUCGCUGAGGUUAGAGGGCUCCAACUCGCACGAAAAGCUUAACACCAGCUUGCCGUCGGUCAACUGUGGACCCUGGUAUAGCGACAGUAACGGGAACAGUCGGGUGCCAAGUCCUAGCCCUGCCUCCGGCAUGCCGGCGACCAAUCAGAGAGCGCCGCGGCCGGUGUCGCUCACGGUGCCCUCGCUACUUGGAACGGACUCCAGUUCUCACGGCAGCGCCGGAAGUCUGGUGGAGGCGGUGCUAAUAUCAGAAGGUUUGGGGCAGUUUGCGCAGGACCCUUCCUUCAUCGAGGCCACUAAGGCCGAGCUGGCCGACGCCUGCGACAUGACCAUCGAGGAGAUGGAGCACGCCGCCAGCAACAUCCUCAACGGAAACACCCCCAGCGCCGCCGCCACAGCCACGUCUGCCGCCUCUCAGCACAGCCCCAAUGGUAACCUCCUUCCUUUCGCCGCCGCCGCCACGCACAGGGACCAGGACGGCGGGGAGAGCGCCGCCAACAGGGGCUGCGUCCACGGACCGUCCUCUGUGGAGGAGCGGCAGGAGCUGUUGGCGGGCGGGCGGGACCAAGAGGAGUAUGAGGAGGACGAAGAGGCGGAGCUAAGGAGCUCUGCUGUGAUUGGAGGAGGGCGGCGGAGGAACAGCGGGCUGUUGGAGGACGAGGACAUGGAGUGUGUGACCAGUUUGUAGGGUGUUUGCUGGACCACUUAGACCGCCCCGUCCACCCCCCCUUCCCACCCCACACACACACACACACAGUCUGCCUCUCCUCUUCGAACAAUGGCGGCCAGUACGUCUUUGUACGUCUGAAUGUUUGUAGUAAAAUAUAUCACACUAUACUCUAUAUUAUCAGAGUGUACGCUUGUGUGUGGGAGUGUGUGUGUGUGUGGGUGUGUGUCUUGUUUGUGUGCACAUUACUGUGUGCGUGUGUGUGAGUGUGUUGUGUGUGUGUGUCUCUAAAGUGCCUCACAGUUCUAUCACGUCCUCAAAAGUGUGACGAGCAAAGGAGACGAAGGAAAAAGAAGCCGUUUGUCGUCCUUAUUUUUUUUGUCCCCCGUUUGUCUGGCCGCCAUUGAGCCGGGGGACGGCAAGUGCGAAGACGGACGUUCGCGAGGUCAAAGGCCAACCCCUCCUCCUCGCCAAUGAUGAAGAAGCGCUGUAUCGUUUUAAACAAAAAGACUCCUUCCUUGCCCUCCUCUUCCAAAGUUAAAAGGAGUGCCCUCCCCCCCACCCCCCUCCCACCACGCUGUGGGCGGGGCAAGGCGAGAGGCGGACCUACACACAGAAGUGGCUGACAAACUUUUGAGCGACACCAUCAUGGCUUCCUUUGCUGCUUUACUUUGCCCACUUGUCCUUCUCUCCUCAUACCUCACCUGACUCCACCACCGCCCUUUUAGUUUUCAAACAGGACUGUCAAUCAUUCCGUCCUACCCCCACGGGAUUGGAUGCCACUCUCUACACAGGCCACGCCCACUUUACUUAACCUGGCACGCCUUUUUCUUGUUUUUCUACUGUGCUGUGUUAAUUUAUCCUCGAUUUGUUUGCGCAAUCGAGGUGCUGGUCUUUAUGAUUAUUUUCAUUUUAGGUGAAUUUUAAGCGGUUUUACUUGUGUGUGUGUGCGUGUGUGUGCGUGCGUGUACGAAUGUUCUCUCUAUCAGUAUGCACCUUUUACAGAUUGUAUCUAUUUAUUUAUUUAUUUUCUCAGAAGAGAGAAAUGUGUGCACGUGAGUGCUUACUCAUGUACUCUUUAAAGAAAAAAGCAGAUUUUAGUAAUUUAAGGUAGCAUUACAAGUAUGGUGUGUGUGUGUGCGUGUGUGUGUGUGUGUGUGUGUGGUAGUAGGCCUCCUAACAGGGUUACCACGGACAGGCAUGCUUCCAAAGCUCUAUUUUCACACUUAAUCAUCUUUUUUUGUUGUUAUUUUGUUUCCAGGUAGACAGGGGUGUAUUUGGCCGUAACACACUGUUAUUACUAUUAUUAUUAUUGUUAUUGUUAUUCUUUUUACUAUUAAUUAUCUCCAAAUGAACUCUUAGGGCUGAUUUAAAAGAUGCUGCAAGAAUCCCAUCGUGAAACAUUAUUUUGAUUUCAUAACUAGGUGUAUUAUUAUUAUUAUUAUUAUUAUUAUUAAAAAGUAUUUUUGGUGGUUUAUCUUGUAGUAGCAAGAAGGAGCAGUGAAGAGAGCGCCUCCUGCUGGCCGCUUGUGGUCCACUACAUUACACCAUAUAAAAAGAAUUCACGAUACAAUGUGCGGCUUCAGUAAGGUUGUAAUUCUCACUCCGCACCAGUAGAGGGCAGUAUUUACCAUAAAUGGUGGCUGUCGGUGUGAAAGUGUCGCCCCCAGAGGCAGAAAGGGAUAUUACACGGAAGUUGAAUUUCUCAACAACAACAAAACUCAGCUCUUCUUUGAAGUAUUCUGACAUUAAUUCACCGUUUUACCUGUUUUCAUGGCAGGCAAGCGAACGCACCACCAUCACACUGCCAGGAACUUCAUAAUUAUGCAAACUAACUGUGAAUGUGAUGUGUGUGUGUGUGGCUCCAGAAGCACUGUUUUAAUUUAUUAUUAUUGUUAUUAUUAUUACUAUUAGCUACAGUUCAUUUUUUGCAGCAUAUAAGUAAUUAGGUGGACGCGUGUGCUUUUAAUGGCAGGUUAGGAUUGUUUAUUUCAAUUUAAAAGACACUUUCUGUCAUUUAAAAGGAUGUACUUGAAGGCCCCGGAGAAUAUCCCUUGACCGCAGCGUUGAAAAAAGCAGGUGUCCAUUGAGUAAGAGUUGUGUGUUAGCGCCCCCGUGUGGACAGGAGGAUUUAGGCGUGUUUUCCCUGCAUCCCACAAGAUAUGCAAAAACAAUGCAAUAACUGACUGUCUGCAAGGUUCAUAAGAUGGUGUAUUUUCUAGAAUAUGCCAGAGAAACCUAACAUACUUGAUAUCAGGUGAUAUAUUAAUUGUGACGAUGUGUUUACAACUGAUUACAUAUUGUUAUUUUUUGUGGUUAUUUGCCUGCAGACGCCUGAAUGGCUCACUUUGAUUAAUUUCUCCGUUGUGUUUGGGUUAGUCAUCAUGCAGUCAUUUUUAAACAGAGAGAUGCUUUUGCAUAUCUUGCGAGAAGGACAGCAGGUGUUUUAUUGUGAAAGGGCUGCUCCAAAUUAAAGGUUAGCCAUAACAUAUAAAGGGAAGUUUUGAGGGCCAAAUAUUUUUUCUAAGCAAUUGAAUCCCUUUUUGGGGACGUAAGAGGUGUCACAUGAAUGUGUUGGCAGGAAGAGGACCAUAUUUGGUCAUGUCACAUGACAAGAAACAUGUUGCGAAAGACAAAGAAGUGUUUAAUAUGACUUUCCUGCAUGGCUUUUUCACUUCAGAGCAGGGAUGGACUCACGUUUCCUAAUUAAUCAACUGUGAGGAAAAUUAAUUCAGAAUUAAUGCGGAGGUGUCCAAAAUGCGUUCUAUGGUUUUGAGUUGAUUUGUUUUCCGAUGAGGGGCCGACUUGUCCGGGGUCUAAUCUGCCUUCCGCCCGAGUGCACCUGGGAUAGGCUCUGACGCCGAGAGAGACAAGCAGUGGAAAACAAUAACAAACAAAAAAACAUUUGUAUUUGGGUUUUUAGACACAUACAGUUGACAGGACUACUCCACAAUACUGUUUUAUACACACACACACACACACAC